UCCAAAAGGCACCCUCGCUUGUGUGAAAAAAACAGUACUUGACACAAAAAAGUGAAGUAAAUAAACAAAGCCAGACCCACCAUAACACACUCUAUCUGCCUCCUUAUUACCUGUCUCGGAUCCCCCUCCAUUGCACAAAACUCUCUCAUUGUCUCAAGCCCUCUCUCCCUCCCUCCCUCCCUCCCUCCCUCCCAUGACAUAAUUAGCAGAGAACUCUAUCCGCUACUCUUGUCUUUUAUUUUCUUCUUUGCUUGUGAUGGCUGCACUUACUUUCUUACAAGAACACAAAGAGAAUCGUCAAAAACAACCAUCCAGGUGCAAGCGAAAGCUGCAAAAGGAAAAGGAAAAGGAAAAGCAACCAUCUUCAUGGGACCAAAUCAAGAACCUACUGACCUGCAAACAGAUCGAGGGGUCGAGAGUACACGACCCAUCAAAGAACCCCAUUGGAUACUCAAAGCUAGGAUCUUCUUGCAGCUCAAUAUGUAGUUUCAAAGACGUUGUUCAUGGCAACACAAGGGUUGUUCAUAGAGCUGAUAACUCACCUGAAAGUAGCACACUGGGUCAAGAAACUGGGCUACUAAGUCGGAAAGGUGCUAGUACUGGGUCAUCAUCAACUCGGUCACUGACGAGCUCUGGGAGAUCCAACAGUGGUGUAACGUGCUCGUCGUCGUCUAGAGGCAUGCAAUUUAGGAAGCUUUCAGGCUGUUAUGAAUGUCACAUGAUCGUUGACCCUAGCAGAUACCCAUCUGCAAGAACUACAAUAAGCGCUUGCACUCAGUGUGGAGAGGUCUUUCCAAAGAUUGAAAGCUUGGAGCUUCAUCAAAAAGUUCGCCAUGCCGUAUCGGAGCUGGGACCAGAAGAUUCAGGCCGAAAUAUCGUGGAGAUCAUCUUCAAAUCAAGCUGGCUCAAGAAAGACAACCCAAUCUGCAAGAUCGAACGGAUAUUAAAAGUCCACAACACACAACGAACAAUCCAACGGUUCGAGGACUGCAGGGACGCAGUGAAGACACGUGCACUCAACAGCACUAAAAAAAACCCCAGGUGCGCGGCGGACGGCAACGAGCUGUUAAGAUUUCACUGUACAACCUUAACUUGUUCUCUCGGCUCACUCGGCUCCUCCAGCUUGUGCGGCUCGAUCCCCGUCUGUGGCGUCUGCACCAUAAUAAGGCACGGGUUUCAAGGCAUAGAAUGCAAAGGUGUAAGCACCACGGCUAGUAGCGGUAGGGCCCAUGACUCGUUAUGGGGCUGUACGGAUGGACGUAGGGCAAUGUUGGUGUGCCGUGUGAUUGCUGGUAGAGUGAAGCGCGUGGCCGAGGAUGCGCUGCCGCCCGAGGAGGAUGGUGCUCCUGCUGGCUCAUUUGAUUCCGUGGCCGGUGGUGCUGGGAUCUACUCGAGUCUCGAGGAAUUAUCAGUUUUUAAUCCAAGGGCUAUAUUGCCUUGUUUUGUUGUCAUUUACAAGGCUCUUGAGUCUUAGAUUAUUUUUCAUAUCGGUUUUUACCAUAGAUUACUUUGUAUUAGUAUGUUCAAAACCUAUUAUACCUUGAUCAGUGGUUAGCGUAACUGUGCUAACCGCCGCAGGUGUUCGUGUACAUAAUAAAUCUUGCUCUCAAGACAUGAUCGGAUUGGAGAGAUUUAGUAUUUAA
Messenger RNA from Populus nigra (black poplar), 1643 nucleotides. RefSeq lists its product as uncharacterized. Lineage: Eukaryota; Viridiplantae; Streptophyta; Magnoliopsida; Malpighiales; Salicaceae. The transcript is spliced from 3 exons. The coding region runs from base 257 to 1474 and encodes 405 amino acids. The record is from RefSeq and is a predicted model, not a curated record.